AGUUCGUCACUGUUCAGCUACUGCUUGAAAGGCUGUGUUGACAACGGCAUCUUGGACUCUCGGACGCACGACAAACUUGCAAGUCAGUUGCUUCCACGAUUCUCCACCCAAGUUGCACUUUUAAAGAAUUUGCACGCAAGCGAGGCUGGAAGCUCAGAUGAGAUCUUGGAGACGAGGCGGUUCUUCAGUCCACUUCAGUACAGUAGCGAGCGAGUGAGGCGUCCCCCAGGUAGGGGUAGGUGGGGUAUCCGGGAUCCGACGAGCAUGAGGCCGCGGCUGGUGCUCUUCGGCGACUCCAUCACCGAGCUGUCCUUCGCCGACGGCGGCUGGGGCGCCGCCCUGGCCGACCACUUCGCCCGCAAGGCGGACGUGGUGCUGCGCGGGUUCAGCGGGUACAACACGCGAUGGGCGCUGCGGGUGCUGGCGAGGGCCAUGGAGGGCGCCGCCGCCGGGGCCGGGGGGUCGGACCCGGCGGCCGUCACGGUGUUCUUCGGCGCCAACGACGCCUCGCUGCCGGAUCGGAAGCAGGUGCACCAGCACGUGCCGCUGGAGGAGUACCGGAGCAACCUCCGCGCCAUCUGCGCCUACUUCAAGGAGCAAUGGCCAUCCACCAAGAUUAUACUCAUCACGCCUCCACCAAUCUAUGAACCAGCGAGAAUUCGGGACAUGUAUGGAGAAGAUGACCCUUCAAAACUACCGGAAAGAACCAAUGAAGCUGCUGGCGCUUAUGCACAGGCAUGCCUGACAGUUGCUAAAGAACUGAAUCUUCCAGCCAUAGACAUCUGGACAAAGAUGCAGCAAUUUCCUGACUGGCAAACAUCUGCAUUGUGCGAUGGACUGCACUUCACCCUGUUCGGAAACAAAAUUUUGUUUGACUGCGUGCUGGAGACCCUAGAAAGCAUUGGUUUCAGCCAAGGAAGUCUCCAACCAGAUCUUCCUCUCUUCCAUGAUAUUGAUCCCAAGAACCCUUUGAAAGCCUUUGAAAUCUGAAGAAGGUUCCGGGCUUCCGGCACGGUUUAAUCCAUCAUGAGACACCUUAUGCCACCGUGCAUGGUUUGCCAGUAUGUGCUUGAAUUAUCAUUUAGAAGAUGGUUUGUAUUUUAUACAUUUGAACAUUAUUAAUGGUUUGUAUUCUCAUAUACUCUAUCCCAAAAUAAUAUCAUUUUUGCCUCAUUUUGUUUGUCUAUAAUAAGUCUAACUUUAAGCAAUUAUUGUAUUAGAGUUCGUAAAAGUAUGAAUAAGUGCAUUGAAACUAGAUAAAGCGAGGGAUGGUGCAUUGUU
Molecule: messenger RNA, 1281 nt
Organism: Oryza brachyantha (malo sina)
Lineage: Eukaryota; Viridiplantae; Streptophyta; Magnoliopsida; Poales; Poaceae
Product: GDSL esterase/lipase At5g45920-like
Exons: 5
Coding region: 265-990 (241 amino acids)
Molecular function (GO): hydrolase activity, acting on ester bonds
Source: RefSeq, a predicted model, not a curated record